AUGAAGUCGCCAUAUCUCGGCAUACUGCAUCUAUUAAUGCUGAGCACCUGGAAAGCAGCUCUUGCGUCUAGUGUUGGGCCAUUUUCAGAUAGAUGGUCCACAUGGAACGCAUCAAUGCUUGCUCUUCAACCCACUAGGUGUCAGCUCUACCAAAUUUCGAAAUUCGUUUCCGGAAAAAGCCUUAGCAAGAAGUUACUACAGCAGACCUUACAACUCGUUCUUCUCGGCCUGGAUUUGCUACACCAGGCAGGCGUUAUACACAGGGAUAUAUCACCUAAUAACAUACUACUACGGGUUCAAGACACAUCAGUAUUCUCGGAAGUUGAGCAAAACGAUAUUAAGCGCCCAAUUGCACGCAAAAUUCUCUCGGAUCGUGUUAUUUACCUUUCUCAUCUAUUACCUAUCACUUACGGGCCGCCGGUGAUUUGUGACUUUGGUGCUGCUAAGAUAGGGAGUAGGUUUCACGGAAAUGUCAUGCCUGGCGUUUACCGCGCUCCAGAAAUUAUUAUGGGCAUGGAGUGGGAUUCCAAAAUAGACAUAGGGUCUGUUGGAGUCAUUAUCUGGGAUUUGUUCGAAGGGGGGAGGUUGUUUCGCACGGUGAAAGACGGAAAUCUAAAUAAUGAACAGCACCUAGCCGAAAUAGUUUCCCUCAUAGGAAACCCACCAAGAAAAUUCUUGGAACAAAGCGAGAACUGUCGCCAGUACUGGGACGCUGACGAGAGGGAAAUCGGUAGUGCACUCAAGGCAUGGCAAAUGAUUAGGAUACAAAAGAGAUGGUCGAAACAUCAACAAUAA
Molecule: messenger RNA, 795 nt
Organism: Truncatella angustata
Lineage: Eukaryota; Fungi; Ascomycota; Sordariomycetes; Amphisphaeriales; Sporocadaceae
Product: kinase-like domain-containing protein
Exons: 4
Coding region: 1-795 (264 amino acids)
Biological process (GO): protein phosphorylation; intracellular signal transduction
Cellular component (GO): cytoplasm; nucleus
Molecular function (GO): protein serine/threonine kinase activity; ATP binding
Source: RefSeq, a predicted model, not a curated record